Molecule: messenger RNA, 654 nt
Organism: Prunus armeniaca (apricot)
Lineage: Eukaryota; Viridiplantae; Streptophyta; Magnoliopsida; Rosales; Rosaceae
Source: the annotation of a GenBank genome assembly
AUGUCUUCACAUCCCCCCAAUGAUUCGGAAUCGGCCUUCAGCCUUCGGCCAUCAGCACCUUCCAUCAUUCGGCGCGUGCGAUGUCCUCACAUCCCCCCAAUGAUUCGGAAUCGGCCUUCAGCCUUCGGCCGUCAGCCUUCGGCCAUUCAGACUUCGGACAUCAGCCUUCGGCCAUCAGCCUUCGGCCAUCGGCACCUUCCAUCAUUCGGCGCGUGCGAUGUCUUCACAUCCCCUAAUGAUUCGGAAUCGGCCUUCCAUCUUCGGCCAUUCAGCCUUCGGACAUCGGCACCUUCCAUCAUUCGGCGCGUGCGAUGUCUUCACAUCCCCCCAAUGACUCGGAAUCGGCCUUCAUCCUUCGGCCAUCAGCCUUCGGCCAUCGGCACCAUCCAUCAUUCGGCGCGUCCGAUGUCUUCACAUUCUCCCCUUUUUCAGUGCCCUUCGGCAGAGCCCUUCGGCACCCCUACACGCAGCCUUCGGCCAUCGGCACCUUCCAUCAUUCGGCGCGUGCGAUGUCUUCACAUCCCCCCAAUGAUUCGGAAUCGGCCUUCAGCCUUCGGCCAUCAGCCUUCGGCAUUCAAUCUUCGGCCAUCAGCCUUCGGCCAUCGACACCUUCCAACAUUCGGCGCGUCCGAUGUCUUCACAUCCCCCCAAUGA